Messenger RNA from Phymastichus coffea, 619 nucleotides. Its product is annotated as sperm flagellar protein 1-like. The record is from RefSeq and is a predicted model, not a curated record. Gene Ontology annotation, cellular component: axoneme. Lineage: Eukaryota; Metazoa; Arthropoda; Insecta; Hymenoptera; Eulophidae. The coding region runs from base 1 to 618 and encodes 205 amino acids. The transcript has 3 exons. Gene Ontology annotation, biological process: regulation of cytoskeleton organization. Gene Ontology annotation, molecular function: microtubule binding.
AUGAGUCUCAGUACAGGAAUAGACGAUGAUCAUGUGGGAGAUCUUUAUGCAUGGCUUGAUGAAAUUCCACUGUCACGUCCCAAACGAAACGUGGCGAGAGAUUUUUCUGAUGGAGUUUUGAUGGCUGAGUUAUUGAAACGAUAUUAUCCGAGGUAUGUCGACGUUAAGAAUUACAUUGCUGCAAGCAGCAUGGCUAGAAAAGUUGACAACUGGAGCACAUUGAAUCGCAAAGUGUUUCCGAAAAUUCAUUUAAAACUUAGCAAAGAAACUAUAAAUAGAUUAGCUCAGUCGCAUCCCGGUAUAAUAGAGAAACUUUUACUCGAAGUUAGGUCUAAAAUUGUUAAGGAUUGUAACGCGGACCGAGAUUCUCUGUUUAAAGGAAUUGAUGAUCCUGAAAGUCGUGAAACUAUAAAGUCUAUUACAAGUCCUGAAGAAUCAUUGAAUCAAACCAUACCUCGCAAAGUUUUUAUAAAGGUGAAAAAAGACUUAGAAGAGAAAACAGAAACUAUUCACAUACUGAUAAAGAAAAUUGAGCAUUUAGAAACUAUGAUAAGAUUCAAAGAUCAAAGAAUUGAAGAUUUAAUGACUCAAAUUCAAUCUUACAUUGAGAAACCUUGAU